AUGGCCAAUCUCCCCUCACAGCACCCCACUCUCUCCAUCCACCUCAGCGACAUCACCCUCACGCCGCUGAUAACCUCGUCAUCCUCCCCCUCCCACCUCGACUCCCUAACCGCCCUGACCUCGAGCGCAUUGUCCUCCCAGACGGCCGCUCAGCGCGCACACCUCGGCCGCCCGCAGCGCAUCAUGAUCGAAUACCCAGACUCUGGCGCCGUGGUACUCCAGACAUAUCUUGACCCUCGCGAGUCCUCCUCGUCUGUCCCGUCUAGCCGGAGCACCACCCACAAGGACAUAGAUACCAUGACGUCGGGCACCACGGAUGAAGACACCGAAACGCAGCAGUCCCCCGACGACGCCGCACCCAUGUUGGUAGGCGUGGUCGUCGCGGGCUCGUCUGAGGAAGCGAGAGAGGCCAGGAGGGCCGCCGCGAGGCUGGAGAGAGUCGGGAGGGAGUUUCAGAAGGAGUGGACGGCACAACUCGAGAGAGGCGCUGGUGCGGAUUGA
Metarhizium brunneum ARSEF 3297 is the source of this 501-nucleotide messenger RNA. RefSeq lists its product as uncharacterized. The record is from RefSeq and is a predicted model, not a curated record. NCBI's taxonomy places the organism in Eukaryota, Fungi, Ascomycota, Sordariomycetes, Hypocreales, Clavicipitaceae.